Molecule: messenger RNA, 358 nt
Organism: Xyrichtys novacula (pearly razorfish)
Lineage: Eukaryota; Metazoa; Chordata; Actinopteri; Labriformes; Labridae
Source: the annotation of a GenBank genome assembly
AUGUCUGUGAGUCUCACUUCACCCUCCAAUAGUUUAGUCAGAAAAGAAACAAACACCCACCGUGUGUCAGUGCUAUCGCUCCAGGUGCUUGGUCGUUUGUUGUGUUCGUGUCCGGUGUCCCUCUCAGUCCACUUCUCGUGGAGGUGCCGGACAGAUGCGGGUCUGGGUUCUGUUUGCCGUGAGGAGUCCUCAGCUCCUGCGUCUCUCUGCUGGAAACCCCGAGCUGGACUCCCGGAGUGGAGCGGAGCGUGGAGAGGAGGAGGAGGGGGUGCCGCUGUUGGGGUCGGUGUCGGGGGAAUCCCCCGGUGGGCGUACAAGGUGGCCGGGAACUGCCACCUUUGUCCACAGGGGUCGCUAA